This is a messenger RNA of Fulmarus glacialis (Northern fulmar), 839 nucleotides long. RefSeq names its product glycerol-3-phosphate dehydrogenase, mitochondrial-like. Gene Ontology annotation, molecular function: glycerol-3-phosphate dehydrogenase (quinone) activity. The annotation marks the transcript as partial. Gene Ontology annotation, cellular component: mitochondrion; glycerol-3-phosphate dehydrogenase (FAD) complex. Gene Ontology annotation, biological process: glycerol-3-phosphate metabolic process. The transcript is spliced from 6 exons. The record is from RefSeq and is a predicted model, not a curated record. NCBI's taxonomy places the organism in Eukaryota, Metazoa, Chordata, Aves, Procellariiformes, Procellariidae.
CUUACAGUAAAAAAUGGCAUUUCAGAAGGCAGUGAAAGGAACUGUUCUCAUUGGAGGAGGUGCCAUAGCAACAGUUUUUGGCCUCUCUCAAUUUUCUCAGUAUAGAAACAAACACGGUACCUUUGUACGUGUUCAAGCUGCAGAAGCUGUGACUGUUCCAAUAAAGAACCAUUUCCCCACAAGAGAACAACAAAUUUUGGCACUGCAAACCACAAGUGAAUUUGAUGUCCUUGUUAUAGGUGGAGGAGCAACAGGAUGUGGCUGUGCUUUAGAUGCAGUCACUAGAGGACUAAAAACAGCCCUUCUAGAAAGAGAUGAUUUCUCAUCAGGGACCAGCAGCCGGAGUACUAAAUUGAUCCAUGGUGGAGUGAGAUAUCUUCAGAAGGCCAUCAUGAAGUUGGAUUUUGAGCAGUACAAGAUGGUGAAAGAAGCACUUGAGGAGCGUGCAAAUCUGCUUGAAAUUGCUCCUCACCUGUCAGCUCCUUUGCCGAUAAUGCUACCUGUUUACAAAUGGUGGCAGUUGCCAUACUACUGGUUUGGAAUAAAGCUAUAUGACCUCGUGGCCGGAAGUCAAUGUCUGAAAAGUAGUUAUGUUCUUAGCAAGUCAAGAGCCUUGGAGCUCUUUCCAAUGCUACGCAAAGAUGAACUUGUUGGAGCUAUUGUCUACUAUGACGGACAGCACAACGACGCACGGAUGAACCUCGCCAUCGCCCUCACUGCUGCCAGGUACGGCGCUGCCACGGCCAAUUACGCUGAAGUGCUGCGCUUGCUGAAGACGACAGACCCGGCCAGCGGGAAGGAGCGCGUGUGCGGGGUGCGCUGCAGGGACGUCCUAACAG